GAGAGCGAGGGGCGAGCGCUGGGGAGCCGCAUGGAGGUCUCCGCCGACAGGCUGGCCGCUGCAGCGGCCCGGGGUCGCGCCGAGGAGGUUCGGGCGCUGCUCCAGGGCGGAGCAUCGCCCAAUGCCCCCAACAGUCAAGGUCGGACCCCGAUUCAGGUCAUGAUGAUGGGCUGCACCCGCGUGGCCGAGCUGCUGCUGACCCACGGCGCGGACCCCAACCGCCCGGACCCCGCCACCCUCACGCGGCCCGUGCACGACGCCGCCCGGGAGGGCUUCCUGGACACGCUGGUGGCGCUGCACCGAGCCGGGGCGCGGCUGGACGUGCGCGAUGCCUGGGGCCGCCUGCCCGCGGACCUGGCUGAGGAGCGCGGCCACCGGGACGUGGUCGGGUACCUGCGUGCGGCCGCAGCAGAUGCCGGCGAAGGUCCAGCAGACACCCCGGCUUAAAGAACCACCGGAAGCCAGAGGCACAGAGGAUGCCUGGACCACUGCCCCGUCCCCUACCAGUUCUUCCCCGCUUUGCGAGCUGCAGUUUAGCAAACGGCGCCUUUUAACACUGUAAGCCGCUUCCUCGCUAGCAGAUCUUUUCCCUUCCCCUUAACUCCCCUUUGUAUCUGAAUUCAUACAUUGAUAAUAAAAAAAGGGUUUUUA
Eptesicus fuscus (big brown bat) is the source of this 651-nucleotide messenger RNA. RefSeq names its product cyclin-dependent kinase inhibitor 2A. Bases 31 to 447 code for a protein of 138 amino acids. Gene Ontology annotation, molecular function: protein kinase binding; cyclin-dependent protein serine/threonine kinase inhibitor activity. The record is from RefSeq and is a predicted model, not a curated record. Gene Ontology annotation, cellular component: nucleus. The transcript is spliced from 3 exons. Lineage: Eukaryota; Metazoa; Chordata; Mammalia; Chiroptera; Vespertilionidae. Gene Ontology annotation, biological process: negative regulation of cell population proliferation; regulation of cyclin-dependent protein serine/threonine kinase activity.